Lactuca saligna is the source of this 1455-nucleotide messenger RNA. The record is from the annotation of a GenBank genome assembly. Lineage: Eukaryota; Viridiplantae; Streptophyta; Magnoliopsida; Asterales; Asteraceae.
AUGGCAAGGAAAAGGCCGACAUAUGACAUCUUUAAUGAAGGCCUUAUCAUUCAUAAAUUUUCAUUAUUGGCCUUGCCAGACCAUGUAACCGAUGUUAUUGAUUAUGAUCUUCAACAUUUUCUUCAAGAGGAUGCUAUUGGUACACAAUGCACGUUAGGAAAUGCAAAGAAAAUAAAGGAAUGUUUGACUUCAGUUGUUAAGAUUGGAGUAUCAUGCUCCAUUGAUUCCCCACCACAACGACACGAGCAUCCCCAGAUCGAAGCCCCACCACCUCCAUCGGCAGAUCAGAUGGCUAGCCUAUGGCGAGCCGUGAUGGGCGAUUCACCGCCCAACGCCGACGACUAUGACGGCGUCGAGUACUGGUUAAAUCCCGAGCGCACCGGCUGGCUCACAAAGCAAGGUGAGUACAUCAAGACCUGGCGUCGCCGUUGGUUCGUCUUGAAACAAGGAAAGGUCUUCUGGUUCAAGGAGUCCAUCGUUACUCGCGGCUCCCGUCCACGUGGUGUGAUCCCAGUGGCCGCUUGCCUCACAGUGAAAGGAGCCGAAGAUGUCAUCAACAAGCAGUUCGCUUUUGAGCUCUCGACCCGAUCCGAUACCAUGUAUUUCAUUGCAGAUUCGGAAAAAGAGAAGGAGGAUUGGAUCAAUUCGAUCGGAAGGUCAAUUGUUCAGCUCUCGAGGGUUUCUUCGUGGCAUCUGCGAAUUGAGUAUUCACAACAAUUGCUGUGGUAUCUUGCACCCAAAAUACAAAUUUCUUGCAACUAGGAAGUUUAGGCCCUAGGGUCAUGUUAUGUAAAUGCAUCUAUUCAGAAUAAGAAAUGCAAAUCACCACUCUGAAGUUGAUGGAAAGGUCCUAAACGUCGUGCAUUGUGUUCUCAUGUUUAGCUCAUUACUGAUUUACUUUUGGUGUCAGAUCUUGUUGUAUCCGGAUAGGCACUUCACUGAGUAUUGCAGUAGUGGAUAAUCAUUUGCCUGUUACUUUGGAUUGUAAUUGGGGAAUCAAUCAAUCAUGAAGACAUUGAACAGCUAUGUAGACUUAUUAUAAUGGAUGAUGCUGGUUGGUAUUCUUUCUGCCCUCAUGGAAACAAAUACCUGACUGAAAGAAUCCCGUAUCACUUAGUUACGAACCCUAGUCUUCAGAACUUGGGGAUUGUUUGGUCAAUUGAUGAACUCUCUUAUGAUAACGAAAGUAAGUCUUAACUUACAUCUCCUUCCUAUGUAGGACAAAGUAAUGAGACAUCUCAAUCUUCAUUUCAACACACACAUUUAAGGAUCAAUAUCUUAUUCAAAGGAACUCCAUUUUGGACGCAUUAUAUUAUAUCAAAUUAUCAAUACUAAGUUCUAUUCCACCAUGAUCCAACCCACAUUUUCCAAAGUAACCAACUCUUAAACAAUUCAUUGAAUUGAUAUAUGCUUGUUUGCCAAUAGCCAUCCAUUUUCACCACAAAUCAACGAAAU